Messenger RNA from Penicillium cosmopolitanum, 1419 nucleotides. RefSeq names its product putative FAD dependent oxidoreductase. The transcript has 6 exons. The coding region runs from base 1 to 1419 and encodes 472 amino acids. NCBI's taxonomy places the organism in Eukaryota, Fungi, Ascomycota, Eurotiomycetes, Eurotiales, Aspergillaceae. Gene Ontology annotation, molecular function: flavin adenine dinucleotide binding; N,N-dimethylaniline monooxygenase activity; NADP binding. The record is from RefSeq and is a predicted model, not a curated record.
AUGUCCGAACGCACUUUGAAGCGGGUGGCAGUCAUUGGUGCUGGAAUAAGUGGUGUCGUGAGCGCUGGCCAUCUCCUUGCCGCUGGGCUAGAUGUGACUGUAUUUGAGCGAAGGGAAGCUGCCGGUGGAGUUUGGCUCUAUGACAAGCGAGUGCCGAUCGAAGCUCAGUAUCCAUCUACCAAGCCAUCGGAACUAGGAAAGUUCAGCCGAGACGAUAGAGACAAGACUGAGAGACAACGCCUGAUACAUGCACCGCCAGGACCCUGCUAUGAGAGUUUGACCAACAAUGUGUCAACACCCUUGCUACGUACAAAGCUCAAUGCGUGGCCUGAGGGAACACUCCCCUACGUUAAUCACCAUGUACUGAAAGAGUAUAUUCAAGAUACAGCCAAAAAAGCUGGGGUGGAGACCGCGACUAUAUACGGUGCUCUUGUGACGAGUACCGGCAAGUUAGCUGAGCGAGAAGAGUCUGAUAUUUUUGAUGCCGUCGUUGUGGCGUCUGGGCACUACCAUACCCCUCUAAUCCCCGAUAUUCCGGGGUUAGCUGAGGCGAAAUCACAAUGGCCUGUGAAAAUCACACAUUCGAAGUCAUUCCGCAAUGCGGAAGGUUUUGAAGGAAAGAAUGUUCUUUUGAUUGGAGGAGGUGUAUCCUCAGUUGAUAUUGCUCGAGAGAUCAGCCCAGCCGCCAAGAAGGUAUUCCAGAGUACCCGCAAUGGGGCUUUUGAUAUCCCAGCCACUGCGCUUCCAGAAAAUUCCUCGCGGGUGGAAGAAGUUGUCAGGUUUGAGCUUCUAUCGCCCGAUGAGGCGAAUGUAACCCAUUUACCUGUUGUUGCGCGUCUUAAGUCCGGGUCGACCCUGCAUGAAAUCGACAGGAUAAUACUAUGCACAGGAUACCAGAUGGUUCUGCCUUUCCUCCCACAGUAUAACGACAACAGCAGUUCUUUUGCAGAUGACUCGGCUAUAGUAACGGAUGGCACCCAGAUACAUAACCUACACCAUGAUAUCUUUUAUAUUCCUGAUCCCACAUUGGCAUUCGUGGGAAUACCCUUCUAUACGGCAACUUUCACUUUGUUUGAGUUCCAAGCCAUUGCGGUUGCAGCACUGUUUACCAAAACCGCAAAACUACCGUCUGAAAAGGUCAUGAGGUCAAUUUACCAAGACCGUGUUGCUACCAAAGGCACGGGGCGAAGCUUCCACUCACUCAAGGGAGAGGAAGAAGCCUACGUGAGGACCAUCAUGGAAUGGGUGAACGCCGACAGGGCUUCCCAGGGGUUAUCGCCAAUCGAGGGCCAUACUAAUUCUUGGCUGGAAGAAAAGAAGGUUCAGGUUGAACGCUUAUCCCUUAUUUUCCAAGGUGCCAUUCCCUACGGAUUUACUAGCAACUUGAAGGCACCAGUAGAGGUAGAGGUUGCAGCAUGA